This is a messenger RNA of Drechmeria coniospora, 996 nucleotides long. RefSeq lists its product as uncharacterized. NCBI's taxonomy places the organism in Eukaryota, Fungi, Ascomycota, Sordariomycetes, Hypocreales, Ophiocordycipitaceae. Bases 1 to 996 code for a protein of 331 amino acids. The transcript has a single exon. The record is from RefSeq and is a predicted model, not a curated record.
AUGGCUUCAACUGUCGGGGCUUUGCUGGCCCAAGAUCCAACAAACUCCGUCCAGAACACAGGCUACACGUCAAGCACGAACAAGGCAUGGACCGAAGGGUACCAUCCAAUCAAGAACAUGACGGUACACACGAAAGCCUGCGGGGAUGGACUAACAUACGCAAACUUCGAGACCGCUUUCUUGCCCCUCUAUGAUGACGACCGAGUGCGCAUGGGCACGGCUGCUUUUCCUCCGAAUGGCAGGUCAUGGCGGAUGGGAAGCGAGGCCGACGUCGAAUUAUGGUUCCACACCGAGAUAUCAAACGUCGUGCUCGCAGCCUGGAAUCACCACCCGACGGUGGUCCAAACCUCGCAUUCGAAGCCUCCAUCGGAGAAGAACAUGCCCGAAGAGGUCGAUGCAACGUAUUCGUUCAAGUCCAACCAGCACAGGGUUGCACUUGUCAUUGGGGAGAUGAAGCGGAACCUUGUCGACGCGGAUAAGUGGCAGUGCGGGAGAAUACCGUCAAGCGGGCCUCAGGACAGGCUGUCCCGAGAACUUCGGGGGUAUGUCCGAUUCCAUGCAUCCACCGGUGUGAAGCCAACUCCAAUCAGAUAUGCACACAAGUACGAAUGCCCGCAAGUAUUCUGCUUCGACGGGGACACGCUUCUGCUUCUUCAGUUUCGCGCCAACAGCCGGGCCGAGCUGAAACAUGAGCGCUGCCCAGUCGACUGCUGGGUGCUUCCGCGAGAGAAUAGCGGCACCCCUCUGCGGUACGCACUCUAUAGGCUUCUGGCGCAAGGCUUCCGUCGAUUCCAGGGCGGUGUUGCCCUCGAUGGGUUCUCAUCCGACUUGCGCCAGUUCUACAACGGCCGACCUCUCUGGACGCUUGGUGACGUCGCAACUUCCCAGCAUCCCAAUGGGUAUGCCCGCUCCGUUCACGUUGCCACGGGAGCUUUCAUGUGGACGCACCCAAGCGGUACGGAUCCGAUAUGGGAAACGGGAAGCAUUUGGGGGUAG